Gilbertella persicaria is the source of this 1199-nucleotide messenger RNA. RefSeq names its product BRO1 domain-containing protein. Lineage: Eukaryota; Fungi; Mucoromycota; Mucoromycetes; Mucorales; Choanephoraceae. The coding region runs from base 8 to 1159 and encodes 383 amino acids. Gene Ontology annotation, biological process: cellular response to pH. Gene Ontology annotation, cellular component: plasma membrane. The record is from RefSeq and is a predicted model, not a curated record. The transcript has 7 exons.
AAUAAAGAUGAGUUACCCUUACUCAUUACCUACCACAGGCACAUUGUCUUUUGUAGACUAUUUAGAGACAGCUUCACCUUACUCAACAGAGAUAUCAGAUGCUACUGCUCAAAGAGGUAGACUAAGAACAGUGUUAAAAGAACUCAAGAAAGAAAGUCCAUCAGCACGCGACUAUCAAGUCUUAAUCAAUAUAAUAGAGGAAUACUUACCCUAUUUAGUGGGUAUUGUCAACUGUCUUGAUGCCAAUGAACUCGUUUUAAAGAAGAGCAUAGAGACCUCUUGGCGAUCCACCUUGAGUGAUCAUUUUAUUCACACAGGUAGUAAUGCGCCUCGUAUUACCUGCAGCGAUAUACAAUAUGAACUUAUUUUUGUCUUGAUGACUUAUGCUUAUGCUUGUUCUUUACAAGCCAAUGAUUUGUUGAAGCAAUCCAAUUAUAACAAGGCUGCCGAUACCUUGAAUACAGCUGCCAGUGUCUUUCAUUUUGUAGCCAAUGAUGUGAUACCUACUUGGAAACAAUCGCCUGCCAAUCGACCUAUUGAAACAAUUCCUGAAUUCUCUGUAGCAUUAUCCAAAAUGGCAUUAGCAGAUGCUCAAUCUGUAGCUAUCCAUAAAGCAUUAGCCACUGGCAGUAUAUCCAAAUCUUUAAUUGCCAAAUUGUAUAUGGGCAUUACAGGACAGUAUGAAAUGGCGUUUGGUUUAAUAUCUUCUAUUAAUGGUACACAAGAUGUCUCGAAUGAGUUGAAAAAGUAUUUGUCAGAUGGUACUUUAUUCUACAAGGCAAUGGCAAAGAAAUACUUGGCUAUGGAUGCCAAUGAUAAUUCUAAAAUGGGUCAAGCUGUUGGAUUUGCUAGAGAUUCUAAAACUGAUUUACGCUCCAUUCAACAUGCAAGUUUAUCUAAAGCUCAUAUUCGAAAAUCAGCUGUGGCUGCAAGGGCUGCUAAAGAAGAAGAAGCAGUAACAGAAUUGCUUUCAAAAUAUACCAUGAUUAAUGAUACAGUCUCGUAUGAUCCUAUACCAUCCAGACAAGAGCUCUUAAAGUUAAUACCUGGUGGAAGAGGUGUGUUGGAAUUAAAACAGUAUAGUCUGCCUAAUCCAGUAUUUGGUCCUUCCUUUACUCAAAAAGAAAAGUCUUAUUUGUUAGAAGGUCGUUAUUUUUAAUAAAAGGAGGCUAAUGGGACAAGUAAUGCCACAUAAAUAA